GCAUUUUAUGACGAGCAAGCCAACAAAAGAAUGAGAAGCCUAAGUCUCACCACCUAACCUUUCCUGUGCUCACUUUCCCCUUACACAUUAGCUAAGACAUCAGAAACUUUGGAGGUCUUCCAUUUUCGGUCCCAAAGACUCCAUUGGAGGAAGAAGUGUAGAGAUCCUAGAAGAAGUAACAAAUUUAAUCAUCUUGCCAUUCAAAGAAAGCCUUGGUGUGGCUGCUGGGCAGUCGUGUACUAUUAGAGCAAGGCUGCCAGCAUGGCAGCACAGUGCUGGGCAGGUUUUGGGCUGCUGCGUGUAGGCUGCUUGCACAAUAGCCACGUCGGUGGUCCUUUGGUGGUCUGGUGGUGCCCAUUGACUGUCCGAUGAUGCGAUUGACUGCUUAUGAUUUUCCCGGAGAGACUUGACGUGCUGGUCCACCAAAUGCGUGCAACAUCCUGACAAAGCCACUCGCUAUGACCCCAGGUGAGAGUGUGCUUUUUCGGUCUUAGAGAGCUUAAAACGUAAUAAUUUAUUAAUUAAUUAAAUCAACUAGUUAGUUGUGUGUUUUGUUCUUGGAACCUAGUCACCUGUGGGUAGGGGGACGUGGGGUGGGGUGGGGCUGAUGAUGAAGCGACGAGACCAAAAAUGAUGAAUAGACUUUAGUUUUGAUGUAUCACGCCCAUUGAUGUAUCACCUUUUGGGAAGUGUCAUUUAAGUUAAGUACUUAAUAUGUAUUACUAUGUUAGUACUUAAUAUGUAUCACGCUCUUUGAUGAACAUCAAUUACAUUUCUCUAAAGUCUAUUCUAUAUCUUCAAUUACAUAUGAUUUUUUAGAUCAUGAUCUUUCUCCUAAUGUGUCUCAAUUUCUUCAUGCCAAUGAACUCCAUCUCCAUCUCAACAGUCCCAAAUUACAAAUCCCAUACACAGCCCAACAAUGCAAAAUAAUGCUUAAAUUACUCCUUUCCCUACCCGACAUUGAAGCCUCGCUGCCCUUGACCUACAUCUUCCUUCGGCCCAACAACAAACUCAAGCGAACCCAAAUCCCUUAACUGAAGCCCAACAUCAACUGACCUAACUUCUUUACCUCAAGCUCAAUUGUUUUCCUCUCCAACUGAUAUUCUUCCUCCUAGCCCUACUACAUCAUUUUAAGAUCAAUCUUUACCCUCUUGUCAUUCUCCUUUACAAAAAGGUUGAAUCACAAGAAGCAAACAUGAUAUUUUAAAACCAAACCCAAAUACCAUGAGAGCGCCUACACACCUCAACCAAAAAAUCACCCUUACCUAAAAAUGCACUAGUAGCUCUCUAACAUAGUUACCUGGAACGCCAUAUGGUUCGGGAUGUGGUACGAGAACGGAAAUGCUAGACGUCACCUAAAGUGACUCCUGAACGAUGGGGACAUUUUCUAAAAUUUAUAAUUAAUUAUGAGAGAUAGAAAAACAAUGAAAAUAAUAAGAGUAUAAGAAGAUAAAAUAAAAUAAAGAAAAGGAAGAAAAAAGAUUAAGCAAAAAAAGCUAAUGGAAUAUAUUACACCACAUAUGAUGGUAGUUUUACCAUUCUACUGUAAAACUAUAAAGAUACAGGCCAGCAGUGCACGUCAUUUGAACUGCUGAUAUUAAUUAAUAAAGGGAAAUUAUCAAUAGUACCCCUGAGUUUUGGCACUGCUUCAAUGGUGCUUCUAAUUUUUUUUAAUUAUCAAUGAUACCCUCGUGUUAUUGAGCGUCAUAUAACCGUAACUUUUUUUUAAUUUUUUUCGUCCAAAACCGUCCAAAAUGGUUAACUUUUUUUCUUUUUUCUUUUAUUUUUGAAUUUAAAACAUAAAAAACACAGUACUUCCCUACCACUUCUCUCCAUUUCUUUAACAUCGUCAAUAUCUUCAUGUUCUGUCAUGUACUUACUCCAUUUGGAUGCCACUUGCUUCCAUGUAUUCGUGUAGUGUAGCUGCUGUUGUCGCUAUUGCUCUAAAUGUCUUGCUGCUCCUUUGAUCAUCCACCAAGCAUUCAUCACACACUGAUCCAGAUGUUGGAUUCGAAGUGCUUUGCUGAGUUUCCAUGAUUACUUUUGUUGAAAUUCCUGCUCAAGUCAGAAGAAAACCACUGAAAUUACUUUAUCAGUGUGUAAAUAUCUCAAAAAUUGAAAUUAUAGAAUACAUAAAAACUUGAUCAUUUGUCAAUUUUGGUUACCUCUUUUCGAAACAAUUGGCUUGUAACAUUGAUUUUUAUCAAUGUCAAAAUAACCACCACCAAAUUUACCCUUCAAUUUUGGUUUCUUACACAUUAAAUCCUCAGGAAGCUCAGUGACAACUCUUGACUCCGCAACUAUAUUAAAUAUUAAAAUUGAAUCAAUCAAAAAAUAGCUAAUCUAAUGUGGAUUUCAAAUAAUGAGGCUCUGAAAUAUUAUCCUUUUCCAUAAACUCGCUCUAAUCAGUACGUCGUUUUACUGUAAUCUCCUCAAUCUCCGAAUCACCACCAUCAGGAGAUUGUUCCUGUUCUGAUUGCUGCAUUUCAUCAUGAAAUUUGCGAGACAUGUUAAAGGAUUGAACGACUUUCCGGACAUCCUUAGCUUGAUAACUUUGAGCGUAGAUCUUGAUAACAGAUUGCUUUUGAUUACAGACUACACAAUUCCAUUUAUUGCUGCUCUUUUUCUGUUGCUUCACCAGCUUAAAAUAUUGUAAUUAUCAAAAAAUUUUGAUUGAUAAAGAUGGAUGAAGAUUGAAGAUUAAAGAUUGAAGAUUGAGAGAGAAGGAGAGAGAGAGAAAGAUGUCUGCAUGAAGGGAGAUGGUAGGGAAGUAAUUUUCUUUCUUUUUUUUUUGUGUUUUAAAUAGAAAAAAGAAAAAAAUUUAAUGAUUUUGGACGGUAAAAAUUUAAAAAGGUUACUGUUGUAAGACGCUCAAUAACACGAGAGUACCAUUGAUAAAAAAAAAACUUAGGGGCACCAUUGAGAAAGUGUCAAAACUCAGGGGUACUAUUGAUAAUUUCCCUUAAAUAAAACCAUACGUUCAAACCUAAACAAUACAUCUUCUAAAUUAGAGAAAGGAAAAAACACAAAAGACAGAACUACAAUGGCGGCAAUGCUCAGAUCUCGUUUAUAAGAUAAGAUUUCUUUACUUUUUCUCUUUUCUUCUCUUCAAUUUCCUCUAAUUUCCUUUAUAUCUCUUCGCUUCCUUCUAAAUUUUUCUUCUUUCCGUGGUUUUCUUCCCAUUUAGUGGGUUUAAAACAUCACAUUUUCAUGGAUUUGGAUAUUUUCUGAGUCAAAGUCGUUGACAAUUUGGUAUGCAACCCAUGGCAACUUGGUACGCUAGCGCUCUGCAUUUUGGGUCAAUCGUUCCCAAUCAGAAAACGGCUCAUUGUCCCACAAUCCGGGUAAUUAUGCUUUCCAAUACCCUAAUUGAAAAAUGGCCAUUACAAUGCUCUUAUUAAAAAUAGGACGUGGGAUUUCGUUCCAUGAUCACCUGAUGUCAAUCUUCUUCGAUUUCUUUGGAUUUUUAGACACAAAGAAAGAUCUUAUGGUACUUUUGAGUGACACAAAGCUCGUCGCAUUGGUAAUAGUGCAAGUCAACAGGUUGGUUGAUUGUGGUGAUACUUUAGCCUAGUAGUUAAGCCCAGCUAACAGUUCUCAGGUUUGUCAUUCUUUUUAAUUGGAAAACUGAAUUUUGUUCUUGUCCUGUAAGAUUGGGGUUUGUUCUAUUGAUCUAAGUAAGAUGAUACAGUGGUGAUGAAAGCUGAAUCUUAUUCUUAUACUCUGCUUUCUAGAUUUCAAUGUUAGAGAAAUUAUUUUAUUUUAAAUUGAAAAUUUUGCUGACUUUGAUUUGCCUAGCUUAGUGUUGAUGAAAAACGAAUUUUGCUCGAGUUAUCUACAUAGAAGAGGUUUCAAAAUUUUGGUUUAAGAUAAAAGGUUACUGUUCAAUUGUCUUUCUUUUUGUUCUUUCAGCUACAUUUAGUUUGUAGUUCUGGCUCACGGGAUGAUCACACCUAACUAAUACUUGGGUAACUUAAUUGGUUGAUUGCAGUUAUAGUGGAAAUCUGUUGAAUUAGGUUUAUUUUAGUGAUCUUGAAAGUUUUAGUAUUGAAUGUUUUUUUGAUGUUUAAGUGAUCUUGAAACUUGGAUUUUUAUGUAGUAUUUGUAUUGGGUUUAUUUUGAUUAAGUUGAUUUUUAGGAUUUUUAGUUAGUAUUAGUUAGAUUUAGUUGUUUGAUCGUAAUUUUUAGUUAGGAUUUUAGGUAGUAUUAGUCCAAAAAUUCACCAAGUCCUCUAAUAACUCUAAAAAUCAAGAGUCACAACCUCCAUUAAAAUGUUGUUGAAUGUAAGUUUUUUUUUUAAGUUCAAAUUGUUGAUAUCACUUGAUUUUUGGUAAGAAGAAUAUAUCAUAUUUAAAGGAUGUAGCUAGACUAUGAUUUAGAGAAUAUCAUGAGAUCAUGCAAUUCUAAUCGUUAAUGUAUACUCAAAUUAUCAAGGCUGAUACCUUAGUUUGUAGCAUGUGGAAAAUGUGGAAGGAAAGGGAGAUCCAACUGUUGUAUGUGAUUAAGUAGAUCAAAAUUUUAGUUAUAGAUCUCAAUAUAAAACAUAGAACUCUAAUACAUUUGAAUCUUAGUUUUAAAAAGUGCUAGGCGCACCAGGGUGCAAAAGUUCCUUAGAGCUUAGGUGAAAACUGCAGGGCGAAGCUGCGAGCUUUAUGUAAGCGAAUUGCACUUUUUUGCUAAAAAGAUUAAAUAUCUAUUUUUAAACAUAUACGAUACUUAAAACAACAAGACAUUCAUAUUAUAAUAGCAACAUGCUUGAAAACAUUCAUUAUCAUUGCAUAAACACUAUAGCACAUAGCUAUUAUAACGAGAAUCGGAAGAAGUUAUUUUCUUCAUUUUAGCUUUGUUUUUUUAUGGAAGCAACGUUUUGUCGAACUUCAUAUUCAAGUGAAUUUGGGUUUUAAUUUUUAUUUCUUUUCUAUACAAACAAGCUUAAGUUAAUCACCCAGCCCAAAGAGGAGAUGCACCGGGCGCACAAGGUGUAAACGCAUUGAGGUGCAGCAAGGCGCACUCCUUAUGUACUGGGCUUUGCCUCACCUAGCCGAGGCGUUUUCAUCCGAGCCUGAGUUCAAGACGCGAAGCGAGGCACACUUUUAAAACUAUGUUCUGGAUAGAUAACCAGUAUUCAUUAGUGGAGCAAGAAGGCCAAAUAUGAUUGCAAUUUAGUAAGCAUAACACAUUCAUGACUACUGUUUCCCCCUCAUUGAAGUUGAAGAGAGGAAAACUCUAAGGUUAUCUAAUAAGAGAAACACACGUCUGUAGAAAGAGUGGUGGAGAUGGGAUAUAAUGGGAUUAAUUAAUAGAAGGCAAGUUGGGACUUGGCAGAGGUUAAAGGAUUAGAAAUAGCAACAAUGUCAAAGUCAUAAUACCAACAACCGUGUGUGUGCCAAGUGAACUUAAAUAAAUCAAUGUGAAAGAUUGUGAGUAACAAAGAUUAUACUUUAUUUGAAUCAAUCUAAUACUGAUUUACAACAAAGAAAAUCAAUUCUACUUAUGUACACCUAUAUUCUUCUUUUUCUAUCUAUUUUUGUAGUCAUCGACUACAAUGAUUCUACUAAUGCUAAUCUGCAACUAAGAUAAACAAUUUCAAUGAUCAUUUCCCGUGGGUGCUACGACAUUCAUUUUCAGUUUCCCAUUCCCAAGCUCAUUAGUGUGCAGAAUUGCGGUAGGUUAAUAACAGCCAAUGUAAACCAUCCUCACAUCCUAUUAUAUGAGGGAUUCGAAAUAAAACGGUUGAAAAGGUGGAGUUGAUACUUUAUAGUAAAGGUGACCAGAUCAAAUGGACUUUUGGUUCGCUGUGGUUGAUAGGUAUUAGAAAAGGAGGUGCACUGAUCUCGAUUAUUGAAGUCAAAAGUUAGCGAAGAUGGCUUGCAGUAGUAUAUAAACCUUGAUUUUUCUGCAAUCUCGUAAGAGUUAGUUCUGGAUAUCAGACUUGGAUUGGCAAUGUACUUAUAGAUGUGCUUGAAACAAAUUAAUAUAUCUAUAGCAAUUCACUGUCUUAUAUUUGCUUCCUCCUUCCCCUGAUGAAGGGCGAAGCAGAGCGUUUAGUCUGGUGUUACUGCUUUCUGGAAAAAUUUCUGUACAUUUUCUGCUCAAUUGUACCAUGAACAAUUUUAAAUAUGUUAGUGCAUGACAUCAUUGAGGAGCCUAAAAUCAGAAAGCCCAUCCUGGGUGAUCUUUAUUUGAUCACAAGAUUAUUUCUUUGUAAUUAAUUAACAAUAGUAAUGUGGAUUGGAUGAAGAAAUUGAAAAAAAAUGUGUGAAUGUGAAUUGUUGAUAGAGUGUGGAUUGUGGAAUCAAUGGAUUGACUUUAGUAGACAAAUGUAGCAAACUCGACGACACAAGAGUUUAUCUUUUGGAUAAGCAACCAACUGUUCUGAUUCGAUUCACUUCCUCGGUAGACACACUUCAAAAUGUCUUUGUUUGGAUCCCUAUAAAAAAUAAAAUUUGUUCUAAAAUAUAAUUUCAGGUGCACAAAUGUACCUAAUCUGAUGGAAGAUAAAUUUUUCACAUUAAGGUUACAGGUUCGGAUCACUCCAUCUAUAUCAAAGAGUGGCAGGGUUUCACUCACAUUUUGGCUCUCAGCCAUUUUGACGAUUAUACUAUCAAAUUGAAGUUAUCUUAUUCUUCAGGAAUAUAUUCAUUUUGUGGUUGUAUUUUGAUAAAACUGUACUGUUUUGACCUCCCCGCUACUUAUUUAGAAACAAUCUCUGCCUCACUCAAUAUUUGCUGUUUGCCUCUUUGAUGUGAGAGCUUUUUGUAGAAUAUAUAGCAAAACGAAUAGGAUAGAGGGAGUUUACUUUGAAUUGUGCUCCAUUGUUUUUGUCGACACUUUCUAGUUAAGAUCAUUUCUUCACAUGUUAAAAAAUUCUUUCAAAAUAGUGUUCUUCCAUCUCCAUCCUUGUUAUUUACUAUAAUCCAAACAUUGAAGGGCUAGUUGAGUAUUUCGUAUUUGGUAAUUUGAAUGUAUGUCUGAUGAAUUGCUAUUGUUAGGCUACCUUUUUCUACAAGUGAAAUUUUCGUGUAUUUUGAAGCACCAAAGUUUGUGGAGCUAUGAUGGGAGUGAAUUCUACACAUCACACACCAACUGCUGUAGUUCUUACUGGAACAGCUCAAAAAGGAACAGUUGGCCCUCCUAUUGGUCAUGUUGACAUUGGAAUUAGCAAAUCAGCAUACUUGUUUCGAGUUGCACUUCCCGGUGUUAGAAAGGAUGACUGUCACUUGAGAUGUGAGAUUGAGCAUGAUGGAAAGGUUCAUCUUCACGGAGUUAUAACAGGUGGAGAAUUAGUUAAAAAGAAUCCUCAAACUGUGUUUCACAUGAAAGUGGCACAGCUGAGCCCACCUGGACCAUUCACAAUCUCUUUCAAGUUGCCAGGUCCUGUUGACCCAAGGUUAUUCUCACCCACUUUAAGGUCUGAUGGUAUAUUGGAGGGUGUUGUGAUGAAAUACAGGGCAACGGGUGUACCCCCUCGUAGUAAUCAGUUUGAUCCCUGUUGAACAAUUCCUCCCCAGUUCUGCUACCUGUGUAUCAUGUAAAGGUAUGUGUACUGUUUGUUUAUGAGAUUAACAUAGUAGAAAGAAACUUUGUCAAUCGAUUAUCUGGAUUCUAGUUGUAGUUGUCUGAUGAUGUGACCAACUUGCAAACCUACAGUGGUUUGGUUAUGGAUUAGUGUUAAUUACUAUGCGGCAAAACUUGCAAACUUGCAGAAACUUGUCAAUAGCCAUUAUUCUCAUGAAUUUUAUCCCCUUGUCGUAUGAAAGACCGUUUGUUGGUUGUUAGAAUAUUUUGUUGCUUAACAAUGUGUUUGAAUGGAUGAAUUUAGAUGAAAAAGGAUUGAAGGGAGGUCGAGUAAAUUGGUGCCUUUUUUGUUGAUUUGGAUGGGGAGAACUAGAGAUGGAAAUUGAAGAAAAAUAAUUACUUCCGCUUUUCAGAAAAUCAAAUUCUCCCACUGAUAAAAUAUGGAAGUCCAUGUUCGAUGGUGUAAUUAUUUACAUUUUAGAUUAAAAUGAACGGAUUAUAAUUUAUUGAUUAAUUAAAUCAUAUGCGCUUUUUCUUUAUGUGAAGUUGUGAAAGAUGUUUGUUAUCAAGAGUUCUUUGUUACCACAAGUGUAAGGUUGUGUAAAUUCAACCUUAUUAAAUUCCGUCUAGAUGGAAAGCUAAGUGACAGUCAUUCUAUUACAUUAUUAAGAUAAUAAAAUGCUAAUGCUGAUGAAAUUUGGAAGAAAAAUGGACAAUCCUCUCCGUCUCUUCCCUCCCCCUUCCCCUUCUAUGAUUGUUAUUUUGUUAGCAAGCACUUCAUGAAGCAAAACAAUGCAUCUCAAUACACUGACCCACACAGAAGUAUGGCUAUAUGAUACUCCCCCGACUGAACCAGAGUUUUCAGCUAAACACCAGGGUAUUCAAGUUGUAUUCUAUGAUAAGAUGAGCCUGCCGUCCAUUACUGAGAGAGAGAUUUGUUGCUUGUUCGAGUCUUAUCAGAUGUCUGAAAUCUAUGUAUUCAUGGCCUUAUUUUAUCAGCUUCUGCAAAAGCUCACAUUCAUGUAUUCAGUUCUAUUUUGACGGUUUGAUGAAUAAACUUGUGCAAUUCAAAAAGAGACUGAAUUUUACCCUCCCCCCCCCCCCC
This is a messenger RNA of Amaranthus tricolor (Joseph's coat), 8623 nucleotides long. Its product is annotated as increased DNA methylation 3-like. NCBI's taxonomy places the organism in Eukaryota, Viridiplantae, Streptophyta, Magnoliopsida, Caryophyllales, Amaranthaceae. The coding region runs from base 7053 to 7496 and encodes 147 amino acids. The transcript is spliced from 6 exons. The record is from RefSeq and is a predicted model, not a curated record. Gene Ontology annotation, cellular component: nucleus.